UCUGAAAGGGGGAUAGCUGGGAAGGUCUGGCAACCCAGCGCAAGGUUUCAGCUGCAUCACGCAGAACUGGUCAUACAAACUCGUGUUGUAUCUACGCUUGUAUCAGGGAUCGUGAUCAGUCAUGGCUGAUGAGGGAUACGUAGUACGCAUCAGGGGUCUCCCUUGGUCCUGCUCAGUGGAUGAAGUACAGAGGUUUUUCUCAGAUUGCAAAGUCAUCAGCAAUGGAGGUGGCAUCCACUUCACCUACACAAGAGAGGGUCGUCCCAGCGGAGAGGCAUUUGUCGAGUUGGAGACAGAGGAAGACCUUAAAAUUGCAGUGAAGAAGGACAGAGAAACCAUGGGUCACAGAUAUGUAGAGGUUUUUAAAUCCAACAAUGUGGAGAUGGACUGGGUCAUGAAGCACACAGGUCCAAACUGUCCAGAAACAGCAGGAGACGGGCUCGUCCGGCUCCGAGGCCUUCCUUUUGGCUGCAGCAAGGAGGAGAUCGUUCAGUUUUUCUCAGGGUUGGAAAUCGUGCCAAAUGGGAUAACAUUGCCGGUGGACAUCCAGGGGAGGAGUACGGGGGAGGCCUUCGUGCAGUUUGCUUCACAGGAUAUAGCUGAAAAGGCUCUAAAGAAACACAAGGAAAGAAUAGGGCACAGGUACAUUGAGAUCUUCAAGAGUAGUCGCGCUGAGGUGCGGACACAUUAUGAACCCCAGCGAAAGCCCAUGGGCAUGCAGAGACCCGGCCCCUAUGACCGGCCCUCUGGUGGUCGCGGCUACAACAUGAUGGGCCGAGGGGGAUCCUAUGAAAGAAUGCGUCGCGGAGGCUAUGGAGGAGGAGGUGUAUCAGAUGGACGGUAUAGCGAUGGCGGCUCUUCCUUCCAGAGCACAACGGGCCACUGUGUCCACAUGAGGGGCCUGCCAUACAGAGCCUCAGAGACGGACAUCUACAAUUUCUUCUCGCCAUUGAAUCCAGUGCGGGUCCAUAUUGAGAUCGGCCCAGAUGGCAGGGUAACCGGGGAGGCAGAUGUAGAGUUUGCAACACACGAGGAUGCUGUGGCAGCCAUGUCCAAAGACAAAGCUAACAUGCAGCACCGGUAUGUGGAGCUGUUCUUGAACUCAACAGCAGGUGGCAGUAACGGAGCGUAUAGCAGCCAGAUGAUGGGUGGCAUGGGUAACCAGUCGUCCUACAGCGGUGGUCAGCUGAGCUCAGGGUACUCUGGUGGAUACAGCAGCCAGGGCAAUAUGGGCGGCUACAGUGACUACAUUAGGUAACCAGGGCGGGAUGGGAAGCAGUUACUACGGCAGCGGCGGUGGAGGAGGAAGCAGAGGCUCUAUGAAUGGACUGGGUGGGGGAUGGGGAAUGUAGACUAUUUUUCUUUCUUAUUUGGAUGUGUUUUUUUUAAACUCAGCAUUUUGCUGGAAAGACUGGAAACGCAAGUCUCACCUAGUAAACGUAGGGUAGGGUCAGGUGAGGGUAAAAAUGUUGAGGGGGGUAGGGUUUGUAUUUUUUUUAAGUAUAUGAUCUUCAGAGAGAAGUAAGAUCAUCUGGUGUCACAAUGAGUGUCAGAUGUGAUGUUUAUCUUCCCCAUUCCUCAGAUUUGACACGUGCUUUAAAUUUUCAUUAGCAGGAAGUGUGCUGUUUUUGUGUUAUUGUUCUUCAAAACCUGACUGUUCCCCAAGGUUUACUCAUCCUGUACUGGUGGCAUUUAACGUUAGUUUCAAUGUGAGUGCAUGAACAAAGAAGUCUGAACGUGGUUGGUAUCUUCUGAUGUUUAUAACUGUUUCACCUUCUACAUAGUGUUUAGUUUUUUUUAUUUCCAGUAAAAUGUUUGAAUGAAUCUAAGACUUCACGUGAUCAGAGCAUGUUGUGUUUUCUUAAAGUGUGACUGACUGUAAGGACUUUCUGUGGAUGAGGGCUAUGUCAAGGGCAAGUGAAUUUAAAAUCUGCUGACAUGAAGGUUUCUACUGCUUCAAAUGCUAUUUGUAUUUCCUGUGCACAAAGUGAAUAAACUAGUCUGGAAUAUCUAAUUGA
Etheostoma cragini (Arkansas darter) is the source of this 2018-nucleotide messenger RNA. RefSeq names its product heterogeneous nuclear ribonucleoprotein H-like. Gene Ontology annotation, cellular component: ribonucleoprotein complex; nucleoplasm. Gene Ontology annotation, molecular function: RNA binding. The record is from RefSeq and is a predicted model, not a curated record. Gene Ontology annotation, biological process: regulation of RNA splicing. Lineage: Eukaryota; Metazoa; Chordata; Actinopteri; Perciformes; Percidae. The transcript is spliced from 11 exons. The coding region runs from base 122 to 1258 and encodes 378 amino acids.